AUGAAGGCUGACGGUCGAAAACGUGUCUGUUAUUCAACGCGGGAUACUGUAGGCAUCAUUUCCCAAAAGAUCCGUUCUGAAAAGCCUUUGGAGUUGGGCCUUAACUGCUCCUUAAAUCAAGGGGAUGCACAAAAUCGAUAUAGAAACGAGAGACAUUAUGAGGGAGACAUCACAUUGUGAGACAUAUGAGUGAACCACUCAGCACACCGUCUUACGUCAUCGAUCAGGUUGUUGAAUUGUUCGAAUUGGACGAGCUGCCUCUGUUCUCUGACAUUUGCUCCUUGA
Haemonchus placei is the source of this 285-nucleotide messenger RNA. NCBI's taxonomy places the organism in Eukaryota, Metazoa, Nematoda, Chromadorea, Rhabditida, Trichostrongylidae. The record is from the annotation of a GenBank genome assembly.